This is a messenger RNA of Dermatophagoides pteronyssinus (European house dust mite), 1071 nucleotides long. RefSeq lists its product as uncharacterized. Lineage: Eukaryota; Metazoa; Arthropoda; Arachnida; Sarcoptiformes; Pyroglyphidae. Gene Ontology annotation, molecular function: hormone activity. Gene Ontology annotation, cellular component: extracellular region. The record is from RefSeq and is a predicted model, not a curated record.
AUCAUCAAAUGACAUUCAACAAAAAUUUAAACAACAAACAAACAAAAAAAAUGUCAACAACCAACGAAAAACAUCGAAAAUCUAAAUUAUUAUCAAUUAUUACAAUACUAAUUAGUUGUUUAUGCCAUUUGAUCAAUGUUAACAACAGUAAUUAUGGCGUCAUGGCAAAUUUAUCAAAUAAUGAAAAUGGCAUUGAAAAUAAUGCUGGUGAAACAUUAUUUCCAAUUUAUUCAUCUGAUUCUACAGCCACGGAAAUGGUGAUGACUAAAUCGAAUAAUGAUAUCAAUAAUAAUAAUAAUAAUAAUAAUAUGAAUAGAAUGAAUUUUGAUAAUUAUGAAACCAUUAAUUCAUUAGUACCGAUGGUUUCAUCAUCAUCAUUAUUAUCAUCACCGAUUAAUAUUGAAACACGUGGUGCAGAAAAACAACAUUAUUGUGGUGAAAAUCUAAUCAAAGCAUUAGCACUUUAUUGUAAAGGUUAUUAUGCAAAUAAACGUACAUCUGGAUUAUCCAAUAUUAAUCCAAAUCACGAAGAAACAUAUGACAUUUAUUCAAUUAAAGAUUGUCGUAAUGAACCAUAUACUAUGAACAGUAAUAAUGAUAUAUCAAAUAAUGGCGGUAUGAUUGAUAUGAAUCAAUUAUCAUUAGCUAAUAAUAAUGAUAACAAUGUUAUUAAUAACAAAAAUUAUAAACAAAAUAAUUAUAAUAAUAAUAAUAAUAAUAAUAAUUGGAAUGAAUUAACCUGGUCAGAUAUAUUGAAUAUAUUAAAAUAUUCACAUAAUAAACAUGAUCAACAACAACAAAAUCAACAAUCAUUAUCUUAUACAAAUCAAGGUUAUAUAAAUGAUUGGUGGUUAGAUUCAUUUACACGUACACAUAAUAAUAAUUAUAAUCAUCGUAUACAACGACCAAAACGUGGUAUUGUUGAUGAAUGCUGUAAACGACCAUGUGGUUUGAAAACAUUAAAUCAAUAUUGUGGUAUACGUAAACGUCCAACAUAUUAAAAAAAAUUUUUUGUUUCGAAAAUUCAAAUUCCAAAUGAAAAUAUUCAAUUAUUAUGAUAUGAAAAAAAGU